Helianthus annuus (common sunflower) is the source of this 1204-nucleotide messenger RNA. Its product is annotated as fatty acid desaturase 4, chloroplastic-like. The transcript has a single exon. Lineage: Eukaryota; Viridiplantae; Streptophyta; Magnoliopsida; Asterales; Asteraceae. Bases 64 to 1092 code for a protein of 342 amino acids. The record is from RefSeq and is a predicted model, not a curated record.
AUAAGCUCUAAAGUCGUAUUCACAUUCACCACAAAAUAUACUACAAUAUUAAACUUGUGUUCUAUGCCACAAACCGUCACAAACUCUUUAGCGACACUCAUAAAACCACGUAGACGAAACAAGCAACACCAAUCAAUCCUCCUUCCAAUCUACUUAUAUGACAAUAUUAUCAAUAUACCAACCCCACCCCAACUCACAACCUCAAUAAUGUUCACCUUACCCCAACACCACCUCCACCAAGCCACCACCAUCCGCUACCGUCACAAUCGCGACCACCGUAUCUAUUGUGCCAUCACAACUCAAGUAAAAACAAGACCAAAACUAGAACCACUAGUCAUCAACACCACAACACUUGCUACACCUCCAAAAGCGGACGACCCAAGUCUUAAAUCAACUUGGUCCCACCGUGCAUGGGUGGGCGCUGGGUGCGGCACUGUGCUCGCUUCCCUGGCGAGCUCAGUCGUUGGGUCAUAUGACUCACACAUAUGGCUUGAGCCCGUUUUAUCCGGGUUCAUUGGCUACUUGUUUGCGGACCUUGGGUCUGGAGUAUACCAUUGGGGCAUCGACAACUACGGCGAUGCCUCAACUCCAGUAUUUGGCACGCAAAUUGAUGCGUUCCAGGGCCAUCAUAAAUGGCCCUGGACCAUUACUAAACGCCAGUUUGCAAAUAAUUUACACGCGCUAGCGCGUGUAGUUACUUAUAUAGUGCUACCGAUUGAUCUGGUCUUCCAUGAUCAACCGGUGGUAAUGGGGUUCGUGGGGAUGGCUAGCGGGUGCAUCAUGUUUAGCCAGCAGUUCCAUGCUUGGGCUCACGGGACUAAGAGCAAGCUGCCCGCGGUCGUGGUGGCGUUGCAAGACGCUGGGGUGUUGGUUUCCCGGUCGCAACACGCGGCUCACCACAAGCAGCCGUAUAACAACAACUACUGCAUUGUGAGUGGGGUUUGGAAUAGGUUUUUGGAUGAUCAUAAGGUGUUUGAGGCUCUAGAAAUGGUGAUAUAUUUCAAGCUUGGGCUCCGGCCACGGUCGUGGAAUGAACCGAACUCCGAUUGGACGGAGGAGGCGGAGGAUUCUCCGGUGACUUAUGUUACAUGAUACAUGUUAUUACUUAUUUUUUUAAGAUUCAAAAUUAUAUAUGAAGUAUAUAUACCAUUGCUAAUUGCAUUAAUUCUUUGUUACCAUGAAGAAACUUUAAUUUGAGACGUUA